This is a messenger RNA of Penicillium expansum, 957 nucleotides long. Its product is annotated as lactoylglutathione lyase GLO1. The transcript has 3 exons. Lineage: Eukaryota; Fungi; Ascomycota; Eurotiomycetes; Eurotiales; Aspergillaceae. Bases 1 to 957 code for a protein of 318 amino acids. The record is from RefSeq and is a predicted model, not a curated record. Gene Ontology annotation, molecular function: metal ion binding; lactoylglutathione lyase activity.
AUGGCUUCCGAUACCUCCACCUAUAAGCUUAACCACACGAUGAUUAGGGUCAAAGAUCCGCAGCGAUCGGUGGAUUUCUACAAGUUCCUUGGUCUGAGCUUGGUCAACACGAUUGACAUGCCUGAAUGGAAGUUUUGCAACUACUUCCUGGCAUAUGAUGGCCCUGCCUCUCUCCAGGGUACCCGUCACUGGACCGAUCGCAAUGCCGUACUGGAAUUAACUCACAACUACGGCACCGAGAACGACCCCAACUACAGCGUGGUGAACGGAAACACAGAGCCACACCGUGGAUUCGGUCACAUUGCUAUCUCAGUUGACAAUAUCGAAGCCGCCUGCAAGCGGAUCGAAGAUGCAGGCUACCCCUUCCAGAAGAAAUUGAGUGAAGGCCGUAUGCGACACAUCGCCUUCGCUAAGGAUCCCGAUGGAUACUGGGUUGAGAUCAUUCGUCGCGCCGAUGAGGAUCUCAGCACCACCACCGACCCGGGUAGCUACCGACUGAACCACACCAUGCUGCGCGUGAAGGAUGCCGAGGUCAGCUUGAAGUUUUACCAGGAAUCCAUGGGCAUGACUUUGGUCCGCACCAUUGAGAACCCAGAGAACAAGUUCAACCUGUAUUUCCUAGGUUACCCUGCGUCCAACCCAGAGAUCAAGGAGGGUAGCAAGAAUGGAGUGGCGGAGUGGGAAGGUCUGCUGGAGUUGACCUGGAACUAUGGCACCGAGAAGCAAGAGGGCCCUGUCUACCACAACGGCAACACUGAGCCCCAAGGUUUCGGUCAUAUCUGUAUCUCUGUCGACGAUCUCCCGGCUGCGUGCGACCGCUUCGAGUCUCUGAAGGUGAACUUUAAGAAGCGCCUGACUGACGGGAAAAUGCACAACAUCGCAUUUAUUCUGGAUCCCGAUGGAUAUUGGAUUGAGGUGGUGCAGAACGAGGGUAUUAAGCGCACUGGAGACUGGUAG